AUGGGACGUAAAAAGAAGAAGGCUACAAAGCCCUGGUGCUGGUAUUGUAAUCGUGACUUUGAUGAAGAAAAAAUAUUAAUCCAGCAUCAGAAGGCCAAACAUUUCAAAUGUCCUAUUUGUCACAAGAAGUUAUACACAGGCCCAGGGUUGGCAAUCCACUGCAUGCAAGUUCACAAAGAAACUAUAAGUACUAUUCCCAACUCUGUACCAAACAGAGGAGACCCAGAAAUAGAGAUCUAUGGCAUGGAGGGUAUUCCAGAGAAAGACUUGAAAGAACGUCAACAGAAGGGGGGAAAUGCUGGUGAUGAUGAUGAACCAGAGAAAAAGAAAGCCAAGACUGAGAAUCAGCCACAAACUUCAGCAAUGCCUGCAGCUGUACCUGGGGCCAUACCAAUGAUGCCUAUGAUGCCUGUGCCAGGAAUGCCAGUUCCUCCAGGCUUCCCUCAAAUGCCCUUUGUUCAGCCAAUGCCAGGUGCACCACACAUGCCACCUGUUGCAUUUCCAGGUCAGCUUCCUGUUCACAUGCAGAUUCCUGGCAUGCCAAUCCCACCACACGGAGUGCCCCCAAACACUGUCCCACCAACCAGCACAGCUACUGCCCCUGGUCAACCUCAACUUCAAAAAGGUCCUGUUAUUGGGCCUCAGGUACCCAAUACCAAACCCCUCUUCCCUGCUGCACAGAAUGUAAAUGGAGCUGCAAAAUCCAGUGCUUCAUCUGGCCCUGUGGGUGCUGACUUCAAACCACUUCUUUCAACGGCCACAGCCACAAGUUAUCAAAGCCCACCAGUCACAUCAACUGGUAAACCAGUUGUACCACCUCCUACUUCUGCUCCUGUUGUUACCAAGCCUGCUACCAUAGUUGCACCAGGAGCAACAAGCCGUUUGGUUCAUCCUGAUGAAGAUAUUUCACUGGAAGAACGACGGGCAUCGCAUCCUAAAUAUGCACCAAAGACACCCAGUCUCCCAUCAUCUAACCCUGUUACUAUGGUUAGUGCCCCUCCUAUGCAGAUGCAGGCACCUGGAAGUCAUCCAAGCAUUGCUCCAAUGCCUCUGAUGGCCAACUUGCCACAACCCCCUAUUUCCAUGUCAUCAGCACCCACAGGGCCACCACAAGGAGGGCCUUCUCAGGGAGGACCUAUACAUGGAGGGCCAGGAGGACCCAUUCCCAGGGGCCCUGGAAUGGGCCCACCUGGAAUGCGGCCACCUGGAUUUCCACCCCACAUGCCUGGGCCACCACCACAUCAACAAGGAAUGCCACCAGGGAUGCCACCAAGGCUUGGUCCACCUGGCAACUUCUCAGGACCACCAUCUCUCAUGGGGGCACCUCCUGGCCCAGGAGGGCCUCCUCGUGGACCUCCCCCAAGAGGAGGACCAGGACUUCUUGGGCCACACCCUGGCGGUAGGCCACCUAUGAGAUUACCUAUGGGUGCACCUAGACGAUUUUAAGAUUGUAAAAUUAAUUCAACUAGGGUUUUUCAGAAAUGCCAGAUAAAUGUUUCAUCUGAGGGAUAGCUGCAUGGCAUAUCAUACUACUUGUUGUUUUUGUAUAGUUAUUCAUUCAUAUAGUUAGUCAUUUUCUGACCCCAUGCUUACGUUAUCAAGACUCAGAUGUUGAAAGCAUUGCCUGCAGUCAUUUUUUUCUGAUUUACCAAGUAGGACACAAAUCAAAUUAUCAGCAUGUGUUCCAAUUUAAUUAUUUCACUUGAAUUGGUGUCUAUUGUUCUGGAGUGGUCACAAGGUGAGUCUAUUUUUACGUAAGUAAAUUAUAACAGAUUUCUUUGCUGUAGUUUAUUGAGCAUCAAUGCACAUUCAGAAAUUAAAAGAGACAGCAGUAAAAUCUGAAACAAAGGAAAAGGAUUUUAUGUUUCUAAAACUAACAGAGCUGUGUUAAACUAAACAAGUGGAGCUUCACUUUUAUUGUUUCCUUUUUCAUCUGGCAUUUCUGUUAAAUUCUUAUUGAGCACAGUAAAAUAUUUUUUCCAUGUAUCCUCUUUUGAUAUGAAACAUUUUCUCUCCUAAGAAUGCUUUGUAAUGAUCCAAAUUAUUAUCUCUCAGAAUGUAGAGUAGAUAUAAUGAAAUGUUGUUUAUUUACAUUGUUAAUUAAACUUUGCUCUCAGAUUCUGUACAAAAAGGUAGGUGCAAUAAAGGAUUUUAAAAUAUC
Messenger RNA from Pocillopora damicornis (cauliflower coral), 2161 nucleotides. Its product is annotated as BUB3-interacting and GLEBS motif-containing protein ZNF207. The record is from RefSeq and is a predicted model, not a curated record. Lineage: Eukaryota; Metazoa; Cnidaria; Anthozoa; Scleractinia; Pocilloporidae. Gene Ontology annotation, cellular component: nucleus.